AUGGACAGUGGACAGGAGAAUUCUCAACCGUUGGUUUCCAAUGAAAAGAGCAAGCAAUCAACAACCGAAAUAGAAGAAACACCCAUUGAGCAAAGUACAACACAAUCCAUUAGUGAUGACGAUAUCAUCAAUACAUUAAGCGCUGAAUUAUUCCAAGGAUGGAAACUAGUCAAUGAUCUCCUUUCCAAUCAAUUUGCAAGUAUGACAUGGCCUUUUCGUGAACCUGUUGAUACUGAGAAAUUAGGACUAUGGGAUUACUAUGAUCGAAUUAAACAACCAAUGUGUUUAGUAUGGAUCAAGAAGAAAUUCUAUGAUUCUUCCUACACAACCAUCAACGAAGUCCUCAGUGAUAUUCGUCUAAUGAUUGAAAAUUGCUAUCGGUAUAAUGGCUCCAAACAUUGGAUAUCGAAAUUGGGCCAGAAAUUGGAAAAGACCAUAGAGCAGAAAAUUAAUCUGUUUCCAAAAUCGCUUCGUGAUAAACUAAGAGGUAAUUCAAACGAUGGAGAAGAUAACGCCAAUGUAACCUCAUCAAGACGUAGAUGCAAUCGCAGCUCAGGUACUUUCGAUUUUGCAACAUCCAUUGUUGCUAAAGUAAAAUUGGAAGAAGAAGAAGAAGAAAAAAUUAAACGAAAGCAAAAACAACAAGAAGCUAGAGAAGCCAGUUUAGCUAUGCUGGAAGAAAUUAAUAAUUGGCAAAAAGAGUACGCCCCAUUAGACUCUGUGAAAGAAAUCCGAUCCUACUGGCAGGUACCAGCCAUAGCUCAACUAUUCUUCCUUUGCCAAGAUUCGUUGAAUUUGCGAAAUGUAUGCUUAGAAGAAUUAGAACUAGGAUUAAUUAUGCCGCACCGAAGCUAUCUAAUGGCUCGCAUAUUCUCAUCUCUACUCUUGGAUCCCAAGCCCCGGCAAUAUCUAGAUGAUAAAAAAGCCAUGCCGUACAAUGUUUGGGAUCAUAAGCUAAAAAAUGUAUUAAAAUUAUGGUAUGAAACAAAGGAUGAAUUAAACGAGGAAAUGGUUCUAGAUAAGUUCGGAUUAGCCUCUGAUCUCUUUGAAGUUUUAGGCGAUAAGGAAGAAAUUAUUACUACGCCCUUUCAUGAAUUAUCAAUUCGGAAACGAGUAUAUUUACUGAAAGCGCUUUGUGACCAUGUUACGGAACUGGAAUUACGAGAUGUCUUAACACAAUAUGGGCCUGUAACUUUGCGUGAGAUUGUACUAGGCCAAGAUGACAAAGGUGCAACCUACUUUUAUUUUCCAGGAUUCCUAUAUCUUGACCUGAGAGUUUAUAAGCACGAUCCUGUAACGGCUGAUAUACUAAAAAGAAAGAAACGUAAGGCACCCGCUAGAACUGUAAAGGAAAUUCCGGUUUUACCUACUCCUCACAAAAGACCUGAAAGAUUACGGCAGUUUAAAUCGGCAAACAGUUCCCCACCAACACGUGAUCCACCUAAAAUCGUGCCUAAAUCGCAAACAAUUACGAAUCCUGACUCGGAUUUCGAGCUCCUUUGUGAUAGCUGCGAUUCUUUAAAGGAUCUAUGUGAAAGUUUAGCCCCUAUAGCUAAACGACGUAGUAAAUCCAAUCCGGAUAGCUCAGUAAAAUACCUUUUGGAAACCCUAAAACAGUUACUCUCGGAUGUUCUUCCUUGGGAUUAUAAACUGCAACGUACGCAAGCCCGUAUCAAAAAUAAACUCAUGAGAGAAUGUACCAACCCAAUGGAAGAAAUUUCAGUCGAAGAUUGGCAAGAACCUACUCGGAUCCCGAAGAAAAAGGAAGGCAAAGACACCGAGAAGGAUGAUGCUGCAAGUGAGGAUGACGAUUCUAGUGGUGAUCCUAACUCGGAUUCGCACUCCAAUAGCGAUUCCUCCGCAAAUGAAAGCUCCAUUGCAGAAAACCAUAGUGCCGAGAUUGAUCAUGAAGACGAAAGUGUAGAUUGUACAAGUAAAGUUGAAAUGACUGAGUUGGGACACAGUAAUAAGAGGAAGCGAAAAAUUAAACAAUCGAAACAUGAUCCGUUGGAAAGCGAAAGUUGUAAUACCGCACCUAAAGCCAACAUUCCUUCAACUAUCCCAGCUGAAGAAACAAGGAAAGAGACUUUAGCAGAAACAAGUUACGACGACAAAGAGUAUCUAAUUGGAAUACCCGCUAAGAAAUCGUUACCGUCAAUACCUUAUAUUCCUCCCACCAGUGUCAAGCCGUAUGACAAUUCAAGUGGAACGAAUAGUUCCUAUUCGAAUAGUUUAUAUAGUAACGACGAUGGUAUUAAUGCAAAUCCCGUACAGGUUAUGUACUCAAAUGCGCAAAGUACCGGAACGGCAGGCCAAUCGAGUAGCUCUUUAAGUACAAAUAUCGACAUGACGAGAACUAGCUCUCCAAAUGUAAAUUAUUCGGCACCAUUUACUGCACCGCAGACAACAAAUCUUCAAAACUCAAGUUUGAAUGUCAAUAAUCAAAAUGUGUAUCAUAGAAGCAGCAACGUUUUUACAAACUAUUCCCGCGAUCAUAAUAGUUAUUAUUACCCAGCGAAUAAUAACUAUAAUGCCCCAAUGAUGCCACCAAGGCAAGAUAACUAUAGUAAUGUAAAUGGUGGUCAGAGACUGCAAACAGCCUACAAUCUAGUACAAUUUUCAUCCCAGCGACAACAUUCUGUACAAGAAGUUCCUCAUGAUAACUCGAAUAAGAAACCUCAUGUCGAUGCUGUAGAUUACAGUAAUAGCUUCCAAUAUGGUAGCAAUAAUUCGGUUAAUUAUAAUAAUAAUGUUACUAAGGACAGUCAGUUAAAUACCGAUAGUUAUAAUUUAUAUCAACAACAAAACAUGUGGACUCCACGUCCUACAAAUCUAAACUCCAAUUCCAAUUAA
Molecule: messenger RNA, 2853 nt
Organism: Trichoplax adhaerens
Lineage: Eukaryota; Metazoa; Placozoa; Uniplacotomia; Trichoplacea; Trichoplacidae
Exons: 11
Coding region: 1-2853 (950 amino acids)
Molecular function (GO): protein binding
Source: RefSeq, a predicted model, not a curated record